Prorocentrum cordatum is the source of this 1902-nucleotide messenger RNA. The record is from the annotation of a GenBank genome assembly. NCBI's taxonomy places the organism in Eukaryota, Dinophyceae, Prorocentrales, Prorocentraceae.
AGCAACGUCGGCUCAAGAUGUAAUGUGGGGGGAUACUGUACCCGAUGGUCCUCCGGGCAGUUCUGUGCUGUGGCAGCAGAGGCUGCUCCCUGCGGCAGUGUGCCGGCCUCACCUUCAAGGCGGCCACCGCUCUCUGCACCCUGCAGGCGGUCGUCCGCAGCAUCUCGCUAGUCAGCUUCGACCCCUUCACCCUGGAGGCGGGCCCCGACGAGGCACCGCUGGGCCCCGGCGGCGCGCCCAACAAGGGCGCGGGGCGGCAGCACGGCGGCCUCGACCAGGCCGCCGCCGCCGCCGGGGCCAGCGAGCCCGACGGCGCUGCCGCGCUGGGCGGCAGUGGCGCGGAGGCGGCGAACGACCGCGCCGAGGGCGCCCAGGCCGCGCUUGGGCCCGGGGCGGGCGAGCCAGGCACGGCCGCGGCGGACAGCGGGAGCCCCGUGCCCCUCUUCUCGAUCAGCCCUGCGGCGGAGCGCAAGGGCCACCAGUUCCACGCGAAGGAGUUCCGCGAGAUCUUCGUCGACCCACUCAAGCGGCACCCCUCGCUGAGACAAGACAACGAAUCACAGUUCUCUUUCAUGUGCUGCUUCCGGUCCGACCACAAGGACCCGACCCGCGAGUGGCUCCUAGGAAACUUGUCGGCCCGCACGCCCGAAAGGCCGUACCUCGUGUUUGUCCACGGCCUCUCCCUAGACGACAAGCCCCACUCGAACCCCUACAAAAAGCUGAUCCUGGAGCGCGACGACUUUCUGUACCUGCAUUUUGACCUGCGCGGUUACAGGCCGUACACCGACCACAUAGCUCGCUUCCCCGGCAUCACAGUGGCUCCUCCCGUGUUCUUCGAGGGCCCCGCGCCGAAUUUGGAUGUUGUGCCGCCUUACACCCUCACGUUCCGGGGCAGCCUUAGAAUGCGCAAUUCUAUGGGGCCAAACCAUCCCCGUAGAAUGAUUGCCGAGGUGGCCAAACAUCUGACCGACCGGGCGGACGUGGCCAUAGAGUGGUUGAACAAGUCUCUGCCGGAUUGGAAGCAGGGAGGGGACCGCCUCGUACAGAAGAGCGACAGGGAAAGGUACAUGGAGCUGAUGAAUACCAAGUUUGUUUUGAUGUUGCGCGGCGUGGACAGAUGGUCAUACCGCUUCUCAGAGGCUAUAGGAGCAUGCGCAAUCCCAGUGCUUAUCUCUCACUCACCGAAAUUCGGGCUAACACUUCCCUACGAGGAGCUGAUCAAUUGGAGCCAGCACGUAAUUGUGUUGUCCCAAAUUCUUGGAAAGAAGAACGAGGCCGACACCUUGAGGAAGCUGAAUCAGACCCCUCGUCUACUGGUGGACAGCCUCCCAUCCGAUCCCGAAACCAUACAGACAAUGCGCCGCAAGAUCUGCGCACUGAACGACGAGUUCUUCUCUACUGCGAAGAAGCGCGCAGAAGCCACCCUGCGCGCGGCUGCCAUCAGGGCGUCCUUACCUCGCUGGCCAAAUGGGCAGAAUGGCGCUAAUGGUAUAGUCGAAGAGCCCACAGAGACCAAAGUACCCCAAACAAAUACGCAUCUUGUGGACUGCGCUGGAACCUAAGUGGCGUGAUAACAAGCCUGCGGAAUCAUUUUGGUGAAAUGGCUUACAGGGUCGGCUGGACUGGCCUGGAGGAGGGCAAUCGAGGGUUUUCCAGGCCACCAGAAUUCAAGCUAGCAGACAACUCUGGCCAUAUAAUGCUUCCACAUGAUACAUUCCUGAAGUCCUGUGCAGAGAUCGUGACGAUGUCCUCCAUACGAAGGUUUGCCAAAGUGCUGGUGAUAAUUGCGGGAAGGCUAUGCGUUCAAUUACCAAACCCUUGGCAAUCCGCAGACAGAGGUUGGAGCCACGUUGGGCGAGAGCAUCGUGGAGUGUCAACAGCUCGCGUUCCGCAGGGUUUUUA